Molecule: messenger RNA, 740 nt
Organism: Helianthus annuus (common sunflower)
Lineage: Eukaryota; Viridiplantae; Streptophyta; Magnoliopsida; Asterales; Asteraceae
Product: 40S ribosomal protein S17
Exons: 1
Coding region: 133-585 (150 amino acids)
Biological process (GO): translation
Cellular component (GO): ribosome
Molecular function (GO): structural constituent of ribosome
Source: RefSeq, a predicted model, not a curated record
CACAAACUUUGAGCCCAAUCAACCCACAUCCCCACCCAUAUACAAACCCUACACCCACACCAUCCCAACACACAAACCCUAGAAACCCUUUAACACUCACCGGAGCAAAAACCGCCGCCGCCGUGAAACACCAUGGGUCGCGUCCGCACCAAAACCGUGAAGAAAUCCUCCCGUCAGGUAAUCGAACGCUACUAUUCCAAAAUGACACUCGAUUUCCACACCAACAAGAAGAUUCUAGAAGAAGUAGCCAUCAUCCCGUCCAAAAGGCUCCGUAACAAGAUCGCAGGGUUCUCAACUCACCUUAUGAAGAGGAUCCAGAAAGGUCCGGUGAGAGGCAUCUCGCUGAAGCUGCAGGAGGAGGAGAGAGAGAGGCGUAUGGACUUUGUUCCGGAUGAAUCCGCCAUUAAAGUUGAUAGGAUUGAGGUUGAUAAGGAGACGAUUGAUUUGCUUGCUUCGUUGGGGAUGAGUGAGCUGCCGGGGAUUGUGUUGAAGGAGGAUGUGCCGGUGGUUUCCGGUGGGAUUCCUGGUGGUUAUGGUGGUGGUGGCCGUGGUGGAUUUGGUGGUGGUGCUGGAAGGAGGUACUGAUGGAAGAAUGUUAUGUUUUUUUUACAGUUUUAUGUUUUUGAUUUGAUAUUAUCUAUGCUUUGUCUGUUAGGGUUUUGCUGAACAUUGUUAUGGUUUUUAAUGUUUUAAGUUGGAUUCAAGUUCAACAUUAUAAGUUUAAUUUCUGUUUUGUGUUA